This is a messenger RNA of Schistocerca piceifrons (Central American locust), 3030 nucleotides long. RefSeq names its product DNA (cytosine-5)-methyltransferase 1-like. Gene Ontology annotation, cellular component: nucleus. NCBI's taxonomy places the organism in Eukaryota, Metazoa, Arthropoda, Insecta, Orthoptera, Acrididae. Gene Ontology annotation, molecular function: methyltransferase activity; chromatin binding. Bases 1 to 3030 code for a protein of 1009 amino acids. The transcript has 21 exons. The record is from RefSeq and is a predicted model, not a curated record.
AUGUUUUUCACUAUUAGUGAGAAAGUAAAUGAAGAUAUUUACACAGAGUUUUAUCGAAAGAUGGAAGAUGGCAUUAAGGGUUCCAAUGAAGACACACCUGAGCCAUUCUGUAUUGGCCUUAUUACAUGCAUAUUUGUAGAAAAUAGUGAGAACUGUGCAAAGGAUAUUAAAUUAAGAGUAAAAAUGUUUUACAGGCCAGAAAAUGUAAUGAAUGAAAUAGAAGAUGUCUUAAAAGCAGAUCUUAACAAGUUGUAUUGGAGUGACGAUGAGUGCAUAGUGUCUUUUGAAAAUGUUGUUGGAAAAUGCUGUGUGGUGUACAGUAACAACUUGACUGUACCAGUAAUGAAGUGGUCAUGUGAAGGACCAGACAGAUUUUACUUCACAGAAACUUUUAAUUCGUUGACAAAGACAUUCAGUAGGCCUACACCUCGAGGAGAAGCAUCCCUUCUUGGAAAGCGAAUCAAGGUACAGAUUUUUGGUGCCCAGAUUAUACUGGGUUUUAAAAGUUUUUGGUUCCACUUACAAAUUCAUAUAGUUUUUUCUUUACUCAUGUGCCCUUGUGGAACUGUGGUGUCCUGCACAGUCCAGCAUGUCUUAGCCUAUGAAUUUUUAUGCACACUUUCCUACAUACGCUUCACAUUCUCACAAUCAUCACUAGCAAUCUGUACUGUAGAUCCUUAUCAAAAUAUGGACUCAUGGUGCCAAACAAAGCCACACUGCACUACACAGUCACACAUUCACAGUGCAGGGUUCUCUCAUGCAGCAGAUGAGGAUUAUGUUGAUUACAUGGUACACAUUACCGGUAGCUCUGCUUAUUUACACCAGUGUCUACAUGAAAAUGGACAUCAUCUGCCAUCAGUAAUUAAAGUUCCACGUGAAGUGCAAGGAGUGAUCUGGCAUUGUUGGCACCACGGUGUGUCUGGCAGCAGAAUGGUGAGGCCUUCAGUCUGGAUGGAUGUUGUGGCAGAGCUGGCUGAUUUUUUGCAAAAACUUUAUGAACACUUGUUUGUGCAAAAAGUGUGUGAUGAUUUGAGAAACAGAAUUGUGCCACUGGUUGGAGGAUUCUUUUCAAUCUGCAUCACCACCCAUGGCACAUGUAUUACAAAACAACCUGAGGAGCUGAGACAGAAGCAGUUGCAGUGGCUACACACUGAACAUCAAGGGGAAAAUUUUGGAGACAUUCAAUAUCCUGCAAACAGCUUUGAAACUUGUAGCAUUGCCUGUCCUUUAUUCUUAUUGCUCACAGCUUUACCCAAUUGCUGCAAGAGUUCAGACAUAGUGUGCAUACACACUCUGUUGAGGUUGAGUGUCCUGCUUGCCCAGCUGGCUGAUGGGGGCGAACAUAUUAUGCGACUGGUGGGCUGCCAGCCGACACAACCUCAGGAGCACUGUACUCUAUGGGCACUGUGGACUAGUAGCACUUUCAAGAAUACAAAUACAUUUCAAGAUACAUAUCUUCAAAGUGAGCAGUACCUGGCAAAGACACCCAAAACUCAGACCAUCUUCUGUUCUGUGUGGCAUCAAGUGUUAUUGAGAAACUGUACAUAUUUUUCUUGCACUGGCAGCCAGUGUAGGAUGGAUGUAAGUGAGGUGAAAUACUGGCCAGAUGUUAACAGGAAGUUGAGAACAUUGGAUAUUUUUGCUGGUUGUGGAGGUCUUUCAUAUGGUCUUCAGCAGUCAGGUGUUGCUGAAAUAUGCUGGGCAGUAGAAAAAGAUAUGGCUGCUGCAGAAGCCUUCAGCCGUAAUCAUCCACACUGCACUGUUUUAAUGGAUGACUGCAAUUUGUUGCUCCAGCUUGUAAUGAAUGGAGGCAUAGAAAAUAGUAAACGUCAGCAGCUCCCACAAAAAGGAGAAGUUGACCUGAUAUGUGGAGGACCACCAUGCCAAGGUUUCAGUGGAAUGAAUAGGUUUAGCGAAAAACUAUACUCACGUUUCCAGAAUUCUCUGGUUGCAUCUUUCCUGUCAUACUGUGAUUAUUACCGGCCAAGAUUUGUUAUCAUGGAGAAUGUUCGCAAUUUUGUAGCAUUUAAGCAGAGUGUGGUUUUAAACUUGACUCUUAGAGCCUUGCUGGAGAUUGGUUACCAGUGUACAUUCACAGUACUUCAGGCAGGGAAUUUUGGUGUGCCACAGAGCAGAAAGAGGGUAAUACUCCUUGCCGCAGCCCCUGGAGAGCUCCUGCCUAGCUUUCCAGAAGCGACACACGCAUUUAGUCAAAGUUUGUGUCAGCUGAAUGCUGCAGUAAAUGGACAGACAUACUACUCAAAUUGUAAUCGGAUGUAUUCAGCCCCAAUGCGCACUAUAACAGUGCGUGAUGCUCUUUCUGAUCUUCCAGAAAUUCCAAACGGGCAUGAUAAAUGUGAAAUUCAUUACAAGAAAAGACCACUGACACAUUUCCAGCGUUUGGUCCGUGGCAAUGAGAAACAGAAGGUGCAAUUUUGUCAUAUGAUGAUGUUGCGAGAUCACAUCUGCAAGAAGUUGAACCCUCUAAAUGAAGCACGUGUUGCAAAUAUCCCUAAAAAUGCAGGAGCUGACUGGAGGGAUUUGCCGAAUAUUGCCAUGCGGCUUUGUGAUGGCUCUUACCUGAAGGAACUCAUGUAUACCAACUAUGACCCAAGAAGUGGACAGAUGCGUGGUGUUUGUCCUUGUGCUGAAGGCAAGGAAUGUGAUCCUGCAUACAAGCAGAAUAACACACUCAUCCCUUGGUCUUAUGUUCACACUGCCUAUGACCACAACAACUGGCGAGGGAGGUUUGGCCGUGUAAACUGGAAUGGUUUCUUCAGCACAAUAACAACAAAUCCAGAUCCAUCAGGAAUACAGGGCCGGGUUCUUCAUCCAAAACAGUCAAGAAUAAUGAGUGUUAGAGAAUUUGCUAGAGUGCAGGGCUUCCCUGAUAGUUUUAUUUUCUGUGGAUCAAUAGCAGAUAAGUACCGUCAGGUUGGAAAUGCUGUCCCACCACCAAUGAGUGCUGCUGUCGGGUAUGAAAUAGCAAAAUGCUUGGUAAUUCACACAGCAAGACAGUGCAGCGAAUGA